AAGUAACAGAAGCACUCUCAUUCGUAUAGCCAUCUCCGUAUUGAUUAAGUCCGGUAGACUGCUCGUCGAUUUACUGUCAUCCAAGUGGCGCAGGCUGACCCGACCUUGCCGCACCAGCCGGUGAGGCCUGGCCGUACAGUUAUACUCUGUGGGGACCUCUCGCGGGGCUUCGGUACAUCGUUGGACAUCAAUUGCCAUCUAACACUCUCUCAUUCUUUUAACAACCAAUCCAACUUACACCUCUCCAUCCUUUGCUUCACAUUUCUUGUAUCUGCCGUCUUUGCACACUGAUCGCCAUGGGUUCCCCCGAAGAAGACACUCCGCGACUCAAGGAUCUGACCAUCGACAACAUCACCGACAAUGUCAAGGCGAUCAACGACCAGGGCUCGGACCCGAGACUGAAAUACAUUCUCGAGCGAGCGGUGCAGCACAUCCACGACUUUGCGCGAGAGACGAGGCUAAGCCAUCAAGAAUGGAUGACGGGCAUCCAAUUCCUCACGGCCGUGGGACAGAAGUGCACCGAUGUCCGACAGGAGUUCAUCCUCUUGUCCGACAUCCUCGGACUAUCCCUCCUUGUCGAGAGUAUAGACCAUCCCAAGCCAGCCGCCAGCACCGAAGGAACCGUGCUGGGCCCCUUCCAUUCCCAUGACGUCCACGACGAGCCCAACGGCGCCGUCAUCUCCCACGACCCCGACGGCGAGCCCUGCCUCGUCGUCUGCAGCAUCAAAGACACCGACGGCAAGCCCGUCGACGACGUCAAAAUCGACAUCUGGGAAGCGGACAGCCACGGCUUCUACGAUGUCCAGUACGCCGGGCGCGACGGCCCGGAUCAGCGCGCAGUCAUGCGCAGCGGCAAGGACGGCGUCUUCUGGUUCAAAGCCAUCGUCCCCGUCCCUUAUCCCGUUCCUGCAGAUGGGCCGGUCGGCAAGCUGUUGGGCCUGCUGGGCAGACAUGCUUACCGUCCAAGCCACAUGCACUUCAUGUUCGAGAAGCCGGGCUACGACCAUCUCAUCACCGCACUGUAUCUUCGCGGCAGCAAGUACGAGCACACGGACGCCGUCUUUGGCGUGAAGGAGUCGUUGCUCAUCGAUCUCAAGCCCGUUGAUGCCGAGAUGGCGAAGAAGUAUGAUGUCAAGGAGGGUACCAAGCUGAUUUCCUAUGAUUUCGUUCUCGUAAGCGAAGAGGACUCGCGGAAAUUGAGGGAGAAGAAUGCGAUGGCUGCGAUGGAGAAGCUGGGCCGCCGCAUGAAGCUGUACAAAGGCUUGCCCGUCCCGGAUGUCGAUUAAUUGUUUAUAGCUAUAAAGUCUCUACGAAUGUAGUAUUCCACUCCGCGCGAAUU
This is a messenger RNA of Neohortaea acidophila, 1339 nucleotides long. RefSeq names its product cathecol 1,2-dioxygenase. The record is from RefSeq and is a predicted model, not a curated record. Gene Ontology annotation, biological process: catechol-containing compound metabolic process. Bases 297 to 1286 code for a protein of 329 amino acids. Gene Ontology annotation, molecular function: ferric iron binding; catechol 1,2-dioxygenase activity. The transcript has a single exon. Lineage: Eukaryota; Fungi; Ascomycota; Dothideomycetes; Mycosphaerellales; Teratosphaeriaceae.